CUCGAGAUUACACGGAAGAGCACCUUGAGGUGAAACAAAGGAGAGAUGAGGAGGAUGGCAAUGAAAAGACUUUGGCUGUUCGUUUUCAGUGCAAUUCUGGUGACUGCUCAUGCCCUCACUGUGGAAACACCUGAGAAGGAAAUCAAGGUGGCACGAGGGAACAACGUCACUCUCCCCUGUCAUUUUAAAACCACGGCUUCUGUUACCUCAGGAGAUGUUGUUGUCUGGAGGAAAACCGAUAGCGCGGAUGACGCUGUCACUAGGUAUUUCGAUGGGCUUGUACAGUAUGGCAAGGGCUAUGAAAACCGUAUACAGUUCAGUGGUGAUGUAAACCAAGGGGACAUCAGUAUCACCAUCAUUGCAGCGACCAUGGAAGACAACGGGAUGUAUGCGUGCAACGUUCGGCUACGGGAUGACCCCCCCAGGCAGACUGCAACCUUGGAUCUUUUAGUACUUGUUGCACCAUCCAAGCCAGAAUGCCAGAUUUUGGGGACAGCAGAAUACGGGCAGACAAUCAAUCUGACCUGCACUUCUCGUGAGGGCUCCCCAAAGCCCAGAUACACCUGGCAAAGCUUCAACGUCCAAAACGAGCCCCGGCCACUACAAACAACAGAAGGGGAACAAAUAACUCUGAAGAACAUCUCAGCGGACACCUCUGGCUUUUACAUCUGCACUUCAACAAACGUUGUGGGAAAAGAAUUCUGCAACAUGACAGUCAGCGUUGUGCCACCAUCCAUGAACAUAGCUCUGUACGCCGGCAUCAUUGGCGGAGCCGUGGCUGCCAUUAUAGUGAUUGGUAUUUUAGCCUAUUGCUGCUGCUGCCGGGCGGACAAGAACAACGACUAUGAGAUGACGGAGCGAGAAGACAGAAACGAACACUCCAAGGACAUGCCUACAAGGAACCAGAGAGCAGAGGACGAUGUUGAAGAUGAAUGA
Antrostomus carolinensis (chuck-will's-widow) is the source of this 936-nucleotide messenger RNA. It is a transcript of the gene GPA33, whose product is annotated as glycoprotein A33. The transcript is spliced from 7 exons. The record is from RefSeq and is a predicted model, not a curated record. Lineage: Eukaryota; Metazoa; Chordata; Aves; Caprimulgiformes; Caprimulgidae. Gene Ontology annotation, cellular component: plasma membrane. The coding region runs from base 46 to 936 and encodes 296 amino acids.